AUGUUUUCGGGCUCGGCUUUCGAGGCGCAAGAGCAUGGGAGCUUCACGUUUGCGGAUUGCUCGCUUAAUUUGUCAUUUCUAGGAAUCGAACGGGUGGACUGCCUCAGCAAUGAAAAGCACACGGUACUGGUUGCUCCUGCGGGUUCAUUCACUUGGUACUACUCGCAUUUCCACUGUCGUACUUGGACAGUGUCGGUUCCGGUGGCCCGGCAAUAUCCCACAGAUAUAACUAAGAGUGUUGUCCUGAAGUGGAAUGCGCCGGAUUGUACAUCGUGCGAGAAGAGUGGUGGGAGGUGCGGGUUCAAGGGUUCCGCGGGCUCCCAUGUUGGAUGCUUCGGUAAACAUGGGCUUUCAAAGCGUGCCAAGUUGGGGAUACUCCUCGGCGUCCUGUUGCCCUUGCUUCUUUGCAUGUCCGGGCUUGCGUCCUACCUAAGGUCGCGCGCUCGAGUCUCCGUGCAUCGUGAUCCUCGCGAUCGACCUCCUCAUGGCAACAACAGCGAAAACAACAUUGCAAAUAUCAUGUCUCCCUCACGCCCCUCAAGAGAAACUCGACGCGCCUCUAAUGGUGUCACGGGCAUCGCUUCAGUCACAAUAGAAUCUUAUCCGAAGAUUCAAGUCGAUGAUGAUGGACGGGUACCUAGGCCGGACGACAAUAUUUGCGCAAUUUGCUUGUCGGAAUACCAGCCCAAGGAGACACUCCGGACCAUUCCCAAGUGUGGACACUACUUCCAUGCGCAGUGCAUCGAUGAGUGGCUCGGGCGGAAUGCUUCUUGCCCGUUGUGCCACGAUCACAAGGGGUACGUGUAA
Messenger RNA from Syzygium oleosum, 807 nucleotides. RefSeq names its product putative RING-H2 finger protein ATL21B. The transcript is spliced from 2 exons. Bases 1 to 807 code for a protein of 268 amino acids. The record is from RefSeq and is a predicted model, not a curated record. NCBI's taxonomy places the organism in Eukaryota, Viridiplantae, Streptophyta, Magnoliopsida, Myrtales, Myrtaceae.